Messenger RNA from Phalacrocorax carbo (great cormorant), 1367 nucleotides. The record is from RefSeq and is a predicted model, not a curated record. Lineage: Eukaryota; Metazoa; Chordata; Aves; Suliformes; Phalacrocoracidae.
GGAGGCGCAGGUCCCCGCCCGAGGGAGUGCGGCCUCGGCCCGCCUGCCUGAGCCGCGAAGGCCGGGUGGAGAAAAGGCCGGGCUUUGAGCCUAGCUCCUACCUCAGCAGGGCUUGUUUUCGGGGGUGUCGUGGCCCCCUAAAACCAUCUGUCUUUCUGAGGGGGUUAAGGCGGUGGGGGGGGACGGUGGGGUGGAACUCGCUGUGGGGUGCUCACCUAAAUAUUCAAGGAUUGAUGUGAAAUGACGAGCAUCUCGUCUGUCUGGUCACCCCCUUAACACUGCGAUUAAGGACACACGUGCUCAGGGCCUGCAACAUUCCGCCUGAAGUACACGGAGUACAUCCUGGUUGAAACGGCACUGAGCUGUGUGCUCAGAAGACCUAUUUGGGACCAUGGCUAUUGACUGGACUGGUUUUGCAUAUGCUGCAAUGCUGGCUGUUGGAGGUGUUGUAGGAUAUGUUCGUAAAGGUAGUAAAACCUCUUUAGCUGCUGGUCUCACCUUUGCUUCUAUGGCUGGUUAUGGAGCUUACUGCGUAACACGUGAUCCAAGAAAUGUGAAGAUAUCAUUGUUUUCAGCUUUUCUUUUGACCAUUAUAAUGGGAAUGAGGUUCAAGAGGUCCAAGAAAUUAAUGCCAGCCGGACUAGUAGCAUGCCUGAGGCGGAUACAUCUGAUAUGGACUGACUUUCUCAGCACAGAAAGGAGAGAUCUGCAAUUAAAUAUUAAUGCAUAUUGAUAAGGCUCUUGGAAGAACCUGAGCCUCUUCAUGAUUUUAAGGCUUGUUUUUAUGCUGCUGUAGGAGAAUUCAGCAACUUAAGAACCAAAAUAUGACUGCCGUGCCCACCGAACAAACAGGCAAGCUCCCCAUACUUGAAAAACAAGUUUGAACACAAGUCUUACAAUGCAUUUAUCUUUUCUGUAAAAGAUCUGUACCUGCUAUAUGGUUAUUGACAAUUGCUGAUAUUUUGGAAGCUUUUUUUAUUAAACUAAAACAAGUGUUUUGUUGAUGAUAUAUUUUGAUCUACUUCCAUUUAAGCAAUCUGUUAAUUCAAGGGAUCUUUCUCUAUAAGUUUGGUCUCUUUCAGGGGUGCUGAGCACCCCAAGAAAUUGAGUUAGUCUUGCACUGUAUCUCUGAGAGAAGAAUAUAUAUAAAUAUAUGUUUACGCUAAAAAGCUAUAUUGUACUGAACCAUAAUUUUGUAGCUUCUGAGAUUGUGAUCAGUUCUAAUCAUAUUAUCAAUUACUAAUCAAUAAAGGCUCGGGCCUGUACAGUGUUCCACUAGAAAACCCACCUCCCUUUCAACACGUUCCUGUUCCACUGGUUCUAAAUGUAAAAACUAUUAUCAGUGUUCAAAUAAAAUGUAAAAUGUU